UUUUUUUCCAGCGCCUUUAAACUCGCCCUCGCUCCUGCUAUACCCAAAAAGAGAUGGCUAGGGAAAGCAGCUGUUUGGCACGCGUGGCCGCCGGGGCGGCAGUCGGCGGCGCUGUUGGUGGCGCUGUAGGUGCUGUAUGGGGCACUGUGGAGGCUAUUAGAUACAAGGUGCCCGGUCUUUUGAAAAUCAGGCACAUUGGACAGACGACUGUUGGCAGUGCAGCAAUCUUUGGUCUUUUUCUGGGGGCAGGAAGUUUGAUACACUGUGGAAAGUCUUAUUAGUCAUUUCUAGAAUUGAUCAAUAAGUAAUGUUAUUUUUAUUUUUUAGUGGGGGAGGGAGGUCUUGAAAUGGACCAUGUGCAUGGAACCUCCUUGUUCUAGUGUUCAAAAAAGUAUUCUGCUGAAAUUAACUUUUGUCCUUGCUAUUGAGGAUUUGUUUUUUAGUACGGUUAGACUGCUGAAGUCUGAAUUGUUGAAUGAAAUGUUAUUUUCCUUUAAUUUUUUUUUUAAUGCA
Ipomoea triloba (trilobed morning glory) is the source of this 513-nucleotide messenger RNA. RefSeq names its product reactive oxygen species modulator 1. Gene Ontology annotation, cellular component: TIM23 mitochondrial import inner membrane translocase complex. Gene Ontology annotation, biological process: protein insertion into mitochondrial inner membrane; protein import into mitochondrial matrix. The record is from RefSeq and is a predicted model, not a curated record. The coding region runs from base 54 to 281 and encodes 75 amino acids. The transcript is spliced from 3 exons. NCBI's taxonomy places the organism in Eukaryota, Viridiplantae, Streptophyta, Magnoliopsida, Solanales, Convolvulaceae.